AUGACCACGUCGCCUGGUACCGGUGUCCAGAGUAGCUGUGAUCUGGCCUUUUUACCUCGGGAUAUUUUCUGGCUGAUUGCUUGUUAUUUGGCCCCCAGAGAUCUGGUCUGUUGUCGUCGUGUCUCACAGCCAUGGCGUGAAGCGUUCGGUAACCCGGCCAUCCUGGUCCCACUUAUGAAGAAGCAUUUCCCGUGGACACAAGAAGUCAAGGAUCUACGCGCUAGCUCUACAGAAUUAGAUGAUCAUCAUAUCCGCCAUCUUUUUGAUCAAGUCACCGCGCGAUACUUUUAUCUAGAACGCGGGAAGCCCCGCUCAAUUCAGAAACACCGUCUGUGCGACGACUUUGGCGGCGCAGGAGACCGAGAGUGGUUCCAGGUACAACCGUGGGAGUCGCAUGCUAGUCACGUCAGGCAAUUCGUGGAUCGCCAGUUCUCAGAAGCGUUAUGGACGCACGAUGAGGGACUCCUGGUUUACCCUAGUGCCGACCACCAAUGUCUAGUUCUUAUGGAUAUGAGCAAUGACCGGCAUUUCAUGGUUCCAUUAAUCAUUCGUGGCAAAGUCAUUCGAAGGGUACGGCUGCAAAUGCGCCUUCUAGUGGUCGAAUGGGCCGAAACCAAAGCCUUUCAUUGGCUUAAUGAUAGUGAUGGCGUGCAUCGUCAUUUUGCUUCAUCCUUCGAUGUGACCCCAAAUUCUGAUGCUGGCUGGACGGUUGCCCCGCGUAACGAAUGGAAGAUAAUGUUCCUUGGACACCCACUCAGUGAACGAGACCGGUUUUUUUCUGCACACACUGAUACGUAUUAUGUGAUCUAUAUCUGGCAACCCAAUCGAAGUCUGUAUACCGCGGAUGACGACGCACCCAUCGAGUCAUUAUUCGUAUGGGAUAUCUCUAAGUCUUCUUCAUAUCGACCGUCCCUAGAUCCCAUGGGCCGCCAAACGGGUCCUGACGUUGACGAAUCGCCCUCUAUCGUGACUAGGUUCGGUUUUCGAGAUCUUGAGUUCUUUGGAGUCCGCCAACGCGGUUGCCCAAGCAUUCAACAGCUUGAAGUCACAGAUGAUGGCCAAGCAGUCGUAAUAACAGAAAAUCUGAACACUUGGCUGACAACUUCGGACCCUCUUGGUUUACCUAUGACCAUAAGGACUACUAUUCCAUUGCAGGGCCAUGGCCCUCACUGGCGCGAAGAGAGUAAUUUGAUCCUAGCGCCUUACCGCGGCAAUUGCAACUUACAGGCAUCACCCUUGAGCGCCAUGGCCUUGUUUGUUGAAUGCUGGUACGGCAUAAUUGCCCAGGUGACUGAUCCGAAAGCCGGCCUUAGCUUCUGUCUGCAUUUUGAUCCAGUGCAAUGGGCCGAAAACGGGAGAGACAGUGAACAUAAGCAGCCUAUAAAAUUUUCUAUCCAGACUAUGGACUCGCAAACCACCACGGAUAACUUGGAUUUUACAGGACGUGGCAAAAUUAACGGUUGCGAACAUUACGUAGUCGGUGAAAAUCGCAACCGUGAACUGGUUAUAUAUAGAUUUGAUCGGUGA
Molecule: messenger RNA, 1527 nt
Organism: Penicillium angulare
Lineage: Eukaryota; Fungi; Ascomycota; Eurotiomycetes; Eurotiales; Aspergillaceae
Product: F-box protein
Exons: 1
Coding region: 1-1527 (508 amino acids)
Molecular function (GO): protein binding
Source: RefSeq, a predicted model, not a curated record